AUGCGUGCUGCUACCCUCAUCACUCUUCUCGCCUCAGUGGUCUCUGCUGCUCCAGCCGACGACCGUUCUUGUUCCAAGACCAAGAACAUAUGCCCUGUUGUCUUUGACGGUCGAGUUCCCUCCAAUGCAUCUCUGACCGAUUUCGACAAGGAGAACGGUGGUGGUUGGAACCCUUACAACCCAGGCUUCGUUAAAGGAAACAACAUCUCAUGGUCUGAGAUCCUCAAGCUUCCUCAAACCACUCGAUCUCGUUUCGACGCUGCUGGCAAGACUCUCCCACUCGAGGUUACCAUCAGCGAUGAGAGCAUCUUCAUGAAGCAGGUUGGCUUCCGCCGCGCGGGCCUGCAGUUCAGCAAGGACAAGAACGAGGGUAGCCCUGGCUCUGAAGGUAUCAAAACCCUUCACUUCAGUCUCAUGCAGGACGAGAGCCGGCCUCUUAAUCUCAGCCACGAAUACCUAAAUGUCUGGCAUGAGAAGGCCGAUUUCUCUGGAAACCAGUUCCAGUUCCAGGCUGGUACCAUCAUCGGCCAGAGCCACGCCGCCGAGACCUGGAAGCUGUUUGAUGAGAAGAUGAAGCUACUCUGGGAGACUCCCAUGCUCAAGGGCAAGUGGCAGAACUUUGCCAUUACUCUCAACUUCAACAAGAACACCAUCCAAGCCUACUACUCUGAGGGUUCUAAGCCUCUCAAGGUCGCUACCAAGCCUAUCGCUCGUGACUUGAGCGGACAGGGACAGUACCAAAUCGGUAUGCUCAAGAAGCCUACUGGUACCGACGAUGUUGCCAAUGCGGGAUUCCAGGAGGACAAUUUGAACGAGGGACUUAUCUAUGGUGGUAUCUUCCUCGAGGAUAGCAAGAACGACUGCAUCUCUCUUUAA
Fusarium coffeatum is the source of this 876-nucleotide messenger RNA. RefSeq lists its product as uncharacterized. NCBI's taxonomy places the organism in Eukaryota, Fungi, Ascomycota, Sordariomycetes, Hypocreales, Nectriaceae. The coding region runs from base 1 to 876 and encodes 291 amino acids. The record is from RefSeq and is a predicted model, not a curated record. The transcript has 3 exons.